AUGGGGUCGAGCCUAGCCAGUCUCCUGGCAGUCUGGCUGGCUCUGUCCUCCGUAGGCACAGCGGACCUUCCGAAAGGCAGGAGUCUCAACCAUGGCCACGACGUCUGCAGCACCUGGGGCAACAACCAUUACAAGACCUUCGACGGGGAUGUCUACCAGUUCCCCGGCCUCUGCGACUACAACUUUGCUUCAGACUGCCGUGACACAUACAAGGAGUUUGCUGUCCACAUCCAACGUGGCCUGAGCAGUGCAGGCCACCCCCAGAUCACUUACAUCCUGGUCACCAUCAAGGAUGAUACCAUCUACCUCACCCACCAGCUCGUGGUUGUGAAUGGGGCCAUAGUCCGGGUGCCCUACUACAGCUCCGGCCUUCUCAUCGAGAAGAAUGACAUAUACACCAAGAUCUAUGCCCGAGGGGGCUUUGCCCUCAUGUGGAAUCUCCAGGAUUCUCUCAUGUUGGAGCUUGAUGGCAAAUUCCGCAACCAUACCUGUGGCUUGUGUGGGGACUACAACGGCAUGCAGACGUACUCUGAGUUCUAUAAUGAAGGAAUUACCUUCAGCGCCAUCGAAUUUGGGAACAUGCAGAAGAUUAACCGACCGGAUGCUGUGUGCGAGGACCCUGAAGAGAAAGAAGUCCUCAAGUCCUGCUCAGAACACAGAGCCCAGUGCCAGAAUUUUUUGACGUCAGCUGCCUUUGAGGACUGUCAGGACAUCGUGCCGGUGGAGAUGUACAUUCAGGCCUGCAUGCAAGACCUGUGUCAGUGUGAAAAGGAUCCCUCCUUCUGCCUCUGCAGCACCAUCUCUGAGUUUUCUCGCCAGUGCUCCCAUGCUGGAGGCCGGCCACACACCUGGAGGACAGAUUCAUUCUGCCCCAAGACCUGCCCUGGUAACAUGGUCUACCUGGAGAGCGGCUCCCCCUGCAUGGACACCUGCUCCCACCUGGAAGUCAGCAACCUCUGUGAGGAGCACUACAUGGAUGGCUGCUUCUGCCCUGAAGGCACUGUGUAUGAUGACAUCACGGGCAAUGGCUGUAUCCAGGUGAGCCAGUGCAGUUGCAAACUGCAUGGCCACCUCUAUGCCCCUGGGAGGCAGAUCACCGGUGACUGUGAGGAGUGUGUCUGUAACGCUGGCCGGUGGGUGUGCAAGGACCUGCCCUGCCCUGGCACAUGUGCCUUGGAAGGUGGAUCCCACAUCACCACUUUUGAUGGGAAGAAGUAUACCUUUCAUGGAGACUGUUACUACAUUCUGGCCAAGGGUGACAGCAAUGACUCCUAUGCCCUCCUGGGAGAGCUCACGCCUUGCGGUUCCACAGACAAGCAGACUUGCCUGAAGACAGUGGUGCUGCUGACCGACAAGAAGAAGAACAUCGUGGCCUUUAAGUCUGACGGCAGCGUGCUUCUGAACGAGCUGGAGGUCCACCUGCCACAUGUCACGGCGAGCUUCUCCAUCUUCCAGCCUUCCUCCUACCACAUCAUCGUGCACACCACCUACGGCCUCAAGCUGCAGAUCCAGUUGGUGCCAGUCAUGCAGCUGUUCAUGACCAUGGACCAGGCUUUCCAGGGCAAAGUUCAAGGUCUCUGUGGGAAUUUCAACGGAAUGGAAAGCGAUGACUUCAAAACAGCAGGAGGUCUCAUCGAGGCAACAGGCUCUGGCUUUGCCAACACCUGGAAGGCCCAGUCCAGCUGCCAUGACAAACUAGACUGGCUGGAUGACCCUUGCUCUCUCAGCAUUGAAAAUGCCAAUUAUGCAGAGCACUGGUGCUCACUGCUCAAGAAGGAAGAAACCCCCUUCGCCAAGUGCCACUCGGUGGUGGAUCCUGUGGAAUAUUACAAGAGGUGCAAGUAUGAUACCUGCAACUGCCAGAACAACGAGGACUGCAUGUGCGCUGCCCUCUCGUCCUACGCCAGGGCCUGCUCGGCCAAAGGAGUCAUGCUGUGGGGCUGGCGGGAGCGCGUCUGUAGUAAGGACAUCAACUCCUGCCCCAACUCCCAGAUCUUCCUGUACAACCUGACCACUUGCCAGCAGACCUGCCGCUCCCUCUCUGAGUCUGACAAGCACUGUCUCAAGGGCUUUGCUCCCGUGGAUGGCUGCGGCUGUCCUGACCACACCUACAUGGACGAGAAAGGUCGCUGCGUGCCCCUGUCCAAAUGCUCCUGCUACCACAGGGGCUUGUACCUGGAGGCCGGAGAAGUGGUCCUGAAGCAAGAGGAGCGCUGUGUCUGUCGGGAUGGGAGGCUUCACUGCAUUCAAGUCAAGCUUAUUGGUCAGAGUUGUGCUGCCCCCAAGAUCCAUGUGGACUGUGACAAUCUCACAGCCUUGACCACCCAGAGGCCCCAUCCCAUCAGCUGCCAGAGCCUGGGGAGUGGCUAUUACCAAACAGAAUGUGUCAGUGGCUGCAUGUGCCCCUUUGGGUUGAUUGAUGAUGGCCGGGGUGGCUGUGUGGAGGAGGAAGAAUGCCCAUGUGUCCACAACAAAGAACUCUAUUCACCUGGAGAGAAGAUCGCUGUGGACUGCAACACCUGCACAUGCAAGAGAGGAAGCUGGCAGUGUACCAAGUCUGUGUGCCAUGGCAUGUGUUCCAUCUACGGAAGUGGCCAUUAUAUUACCUUUGAUGGAAAGUACUAUGACUUCGAUGGCCACUGCUCCUAUGUGGCUGCCCAGGACUAUUGUGGCCAGAAGAACUCGCAGGGCUCCUUCAGCAUCAUCACAGAGAACGUGCCCUGUGGGACCACGGGGGUGACCUGCUCCAAGGCCAUUAAGAUCUUCCUGGGGAGAACGGAGCUGAAGCUGGAGGACAAGCAUCGCCGGGUGAUCCACCGCGACGUCGGGCAGCACGUGUCUUACACCACUCGAGAGGUGGGCCUGUACCUGGUCAUUGAGGCCAGCAACGGCAUCAUUGUCAUCUGGGACAAGAGGACCACCAUCUUCAUCAAACUUGCCCCGACUUUCAAGGGUACUGUGUGUGGCCUGUGUGGCAACUUUGAUGACCGUUCCAGCAAUGACUUCACCACAAGGGACCACAUGAUAGUCGACAGUGCCCUGGACUUUGGGAACAGCUGGAAGGAGACCCACACCUGUCCAGACGUAGACAGGACCUUUGAACCAUGUGUCUUGAACCCACAUCGCCAGUCCUGGGCAGAGAAACAGUGCAGUAUCCUGAAAAGCCAAGUAUUUCAAGCCUGCCACAGCAAGGUGGACCCUGCUCCUUUCUACUCUGCCUGUGUUCAUGACUCAUGCUCCUGUGACACGGGGGGUGACUGUGAGUGCUUCUGCUCUGCUGUGGCUUCCUAUGCCCAGGAGUGCACCAAAGAGGGGGCUUGUGUCUACUGGAGGACCCCUGACUUGUGUCCCAUCUUCUGUGACUACUACAACCCCCCUGAUGAGUGUGAAUGGCACUACGAGCCCUGUGGGAACCGGAGCUUUGAGACCUGCCGCACCAUUAACAACAUUCAUUCCAACAUUUCGGUGUCUUACCUGGAAGGCUGCUAUCCCAGAUGCCCUCCAGAGAGGCCCAUCUUUGAUGAAGACAAGAAAAAGUGUGUGCCAGCCGACCAGUGUGGCUGCUACAUAAAUGAUGAGCACUAUGAACCCGGUGACAAGGUCCCCACAGACAACAUCUGCCAGUCUUGUGUCUGCACAAACUCCUCCAAGGUCUCAUGUAAAGAAGAGCCAGGGGUGAUAAUUAACCAGACUCAGGAUGGAUCCUUCUGCUUUUGGGAGCUGUGUGGCCCUAACGGCACUGUGACCCAGUAUUUCAACGUCUGUGUGACAUCUCCUCCUCCUCCUACUACUACUCCGCCAGUGGCCAUCACCUCGCUGACCACCAGCUCUCCAACCACCACCCUUCCUUCCACCACCAGUAUCACCACUAGCAAGCAAGUCUCCAGGGUCCCCAAAAUCUGCUGUUUUUGGUCGGAUUGGAUCAAUGAGGAUCAUCCUACAACUGGCAGUGGUGACUGGGAGAGGUUUGAUGGGGUGUGCAGUGCCCCUGAGGACAUCGAGUGCAGGUCGGCUGAGGAGCCCCAUCUCAGCUGGGACCAGCUGGGCCAGAAGGUACAGUGUAAUACCACUUUCGGACUCAUUUGCAGAAAUGAAGACCAGUAUGAAAAUGGAUUCUUUGGCCUCUGUUAUGACUAUGAAAUUCGAGUCAAUUGUUGUCUGCCCAUGGACAUAUGCCCAGGAACAUCUCCGAGCACCACGACAACAGCAGGCCCUACAACCACAGUGAAAACUGUUACUCCUAUGAUCGAAUCAACAACUCAUACACUUACUCCUUCAACUCCAACCUCUGUCCCAACUAUUUCAUCAACAACCACCACCACCGCGCCAACCACUACCACCUCCGCCACCCCCACCACGGAAAGCCCAACCUCUCCAACCACCACCACCCAGCCACCUACCCCAACCAGCACAGAAUGUAAACCAGAGCCCGUCUGUGACUGGACUGAUUGGGUUGAUUCAGGGAAGCCAGAAUUUAACAAACCAGGGAGUGGUGACUUUGAGCUGGUCGAAAAUAUUUGCAAGGAAGGCUGGGCAACCAACAUCACGUGCAGAGCUGCAAUGUUUCCAGACAAGCCAAUCGAAGUACUGGGACAAGUCUUAGUGUGUGAUGCUUCAGUGGGAUUGGUGUGUAAAAAUGAAGAUCAGAAGCCAGGAGGAAUGGUCCCUGUUCCUGCCUGUCUCAAUUAUGAAGUCAAGGUUUAUUGCUGUGAGCAGCAGUCCAUCUGCAGCACACCGAUGGCCACAACUAGCACAAUCACCACCACAGAGAUACCCACUCCAACACCUUCACCCUCCACCACCACCACCAAGACUCCAACACCUACACCCACUACCACCACUAAGACUCCAACACCCUCCACCACCACUGAGAUUCCAACACCCUCUACCACCACCACUGAGACUCCGAUACCCUCCUCCACUACCACCACCACCGAGAUUCCAACACCUACACCCACUACUACCACCACAGAGACUCCAACACCUACACCUACCACUACUACCACUGAAACUCCAACAUCUACACCCACUACCACUACUAUAGAGACUCCUACUCCAACACCAACACCAACAUCCACCACCACCACCCCAACAGAGACUUCAACACCCUCUCCUACCACCACAACUACCACAGAGAUUCCAACUCCAACACCUUCACCCUCUACCACCACCACCACUGGGACUCCAACACCUUCAUCUAUCACCACCACUGAGACUCCACCACCCUCCACUACUGCCACCACUGAGAUUCCAACACCCUCCUCCACUACCACCACCACUGAAACUCCAACACCCAUACCCACUACCACUACCAUAGAAACUCCGACUCCAACACCAACACCAACAUCCACCACCACUACCCCAACAGAGACUUCAACACCCUCUCCUACCACCACAACUACCACAGAGAUUCCAACUCCAACACCUUCACCCUCUACCACCACCACCACCACUAGGACUCCAACACCUUCAACUACCACCACCACUGAGAUUCCACCACCCUCCACCACCACUGAGACUCCAAUACCCUCUACUACCACCAUCACUGAGACUCCAACACCCUCCUCCACUACCACCACCACAGAGACUCCAACACCUACACCCACCACUACCACCACUGAAACUCCAACACCUACACCCACUACCACUACCACAGAGACUCCUACUCCAACACCAACAUCUACCACCCACAUCCCAACAGAGACUCCAACACCUUCAUCCACUACCACCACCACUGAGACUCCAACAUCCUCCACUACUACCACCACCACUGAGACUCCAACACCUUCCACCACUACUGCAACAAAGACUUCAACCCCAACUAUGACCAUCACAGAGACACCUUCCACAACUAUCACAGAGACUCCAAUACCAUCUUCAACCACCACAGAGGCUCCAACUCCAACUCCAACAACUACAGGCACAGGACCCACCACUCCAACCUUGAUAGUAGAGACAACCACAUCGACCACAACAACGCCAAGUGGGACCCCGCCUCCUUUGGCUUCCACUCCUACUCCUCCAGCUCCUCCUGAGACCACAACGCCCAUUCAACCUCCCACCAGCACUCUCGGUGUGAGCACCCAGACUACAGUACGCACCACCCCUACCACGGCGAUUUCCACGUUCACCACUACGCCACUCCCGUCUCCCAGCAUCAGCAUCAGCACGGGUUCCACCGAGGGAAUGUCCACCCAGAUAUACUGCUGUUUCUUGAAUGAUACGUAUUACGGACCAGGUGAAUUGGUGUACAACGGGACCCAUGGAGACUACUGCUACUACGUCAACUGCUCCUUUGAAUGCCAACUUGAGAUCUUCAACUGGUCCUGUCCUUCCACACCCCAACCCACCCCAACCUCAACCCCAACCUCACCCUCAUCCCCAACCUCAUCCCCAACCUCAUCCCCAACCUCACCCUCAUCCCCAACCUCAUCCCCAACCUCAUCCCCAACCUCAUCCCCAACCUCAUCGCCAUCUUCAACACCAACCACGACAUCACAAUCUACAUCCUCAACGCCCACACCAUCUCCAGGAUGCCCUGACUUUGUGCCACCACGGCAGGAGAACGAGACUUGGUGGCUGUGUAACUGUACCAUGGCAGUGUGCAAGCAUGACAACACAGUGGAGAUUUUCGAGAAGGAGUGCAACCCACCCCCCAAGCCCGUGUGUAGCAAUGGCCUCAACCCUGUGUGGGUCCUGGACCCUGAUGGCUGCUGCGGCCACUGGGAGUGUGACUGCUACUGCACCGGCUGGGGAGACCCCCAUUACACUACCUUUGAUGGACUGUACUACAGCUACCAGGGGAACUGCACCUACGUGCUAGUGGAAGAGAUCUCUCAGACCGUGGACAACUUCGGAGUUUACAUCGACAACUACCACUGUGACGUCAACGACAAGGUGUCCUGCCCACGCACCCUCAUCGUCAGGCACGAGACCCAGGAGGUGCUCAUCAAGACCAUCCAGAUGGCACCCAUGAAGGUCCAGGUCCUGGUGAACAAGCAGACCGUGUCGCUGCCCUAUCGGAAAUACGGCCUCCAGGUUUAUGAGGCUGGCAUCAAUUACGUGGUGGAUAUUCCCGAACUCGGUGUCCUGGUGUCCUACAAUGGCCUGUCCUUCGCCAUCAAGAUGCCUUACAGCAAAUUCGGCAACAACACCAAAGGCCAGUGUGGUACUUGCACCAACAGCACAGCUGACGACUGCAUGCUGCCCAGCGGGGAGGUCAUCUCAGACUGUGAAAUCAUGGCCGACGAGUGGGUGGUGAAUGACCCCUCGAAGCCGCACUGCCCUCACACCAUCUCCACGACCAAAUCCCCCUCUGUCACCCAGCCUGGAGGGCAGACGCCCCCCGAGGGCUGUGUCCCCUCGCCUCUCUGCGAGCUCAUCAAGAGCAGCCUAUUCGCCAAGUGCCACCAGCACGCCCCACCCCAGCACUACUACGAAGCCUGCAUCUUUGACAGCUGCUUCGUGCCUGACUCUGGCAUGGAGUGUGCCAGCCUGCAGACCUACGCGGCCCUCUGUGCACAGGAGGGCAUCUGCAUUAGCUGGCGAGAGCACGCCCACGGUGCCUGUGAUGUGACGUGCCCAGCUCACAGGGAGUACAAGGCGUGCGGCCCUGCUGAAGAGCCGACCUGCAAGUCGAGCUCCGAGGAGCCCCGGGACAACAGAACGAUGGAAGGCUGCUUCUGCCCGGAGGGGACCACCAGCUUCGCCCCGGGUGUGGACGUCUGUGUGGAGACCUGCGGCUGUGUGGGACCAGACAAUGUGCCCAGAGAGUUUGGGGAACGCUUUGAGUUUGACUGCAAGAACUGCAUCUGCCUGGAAGGAGGCAGCGGCAUCGUGUGCGAGGCCAAGCAGUGCAGCCAGACGAAGCCCGAGACGUGCCAGGAGGACGGCACGUACCCCGUCACCGAGGUGGACCCCAGCGACACCUGCUGCAACGUCACCUCCUGCAAGUGCAACGUUAGCCUGUGCCAGGCGAAGCCACCCGCGUGCUCUGUGGGAUUCCAGCUGAAGACGCAGCUUGUCCCCGGCAGGUGCUGCCCCAUCCACACUUGUGAGCCCAAGGGUGUCUGUGUCCUGGGGGAGGCCGAAUACAAGCCGGGAGCGCCAGUAUUUUCUGACAAGUGCCAAGACUGCUUCUGUACGGAGAAGGUCAACGCCACGUCUCACCUGAACAUCAUCUCGUGUUCACACGUGCCCUGCAAUGUCUCCUGCAAGCCCGGCUUCGAAGCUGUCAAAGUGCCAGGUGAAUGCUGCCCCAAGUGCGAGCAGACCCACUGUGUGAUGCACCAGACGGGCGACUUGCUGCUCCUCAAGCCUGGCGAGAUGAAGAAUGACCCUCAGGACAACUGCACCAUCUACAGCUGCGUGAAGAUCCAAGGGCAGCUCAUCUCCUCCGUCUCCGAGAUCACGUGUCCCGACCUGGACGUGGCCUCCUGCGUGCCGGGCACCAUCAAGCUGAUGGCUAAUGGCUGCUGUAAGACAUGCACAUUCCGCAAUGAGACCAGGAUACCUUGUGCCACGGUGCCAAGCAAGAAGGUGAUUUCCGUGGGGAAUUGCAAGAAGGAAUUGGUGGUCAAUCACUGCUCGGGAGCCUGUGGGACAUUUGCUAGGUACCUGGAGGAGUCCCAGAGCAUGGACCAUCAGUGCUCUUGCUGCCAGGAGGUGAAGACAAGCCAGAAGACGGUGCAGCUGGAAUGUGAGGGAGGGGGCACGCUGCAGCACGAGUACACCUACAUCGAGAGCUGCGGCUGCCAGGACACCGUGUGUGGCCUUCCUCUGACCAAGGGCAAGAAGGACCUGCAGAGUCGCUCCCGCCGGGCCCUGCUGAAGUCCAGGGGCUGAGCCCUGGCCGUGCCCACACUGCCCCUCUUCCGAUAUUUAUCUUCUGAUCUUGUCAAGCUCUUUUUACCCUUUAAUAAA
Messenger RNA from Gracilinanus agilis (Agile Gracile Mouse Opossum), 8922 nucleotides. RefSeq names its product mucin 2, oligomeric mucus/gel-forming (gene MUC2). Lineage: Eukaryota; Metazoa; Chordata; Mammalia; Didelphimorphia; Didelphidae. The record is from RefSeq and is a predicted model, not a curated record. The coding region runs from base 1 to 8844 and encodes 2947 amino acids. Gene Ontology annotation, cellular component: extracellular matrix. Gene Ontology annotation, molecular function: protein binding. The transcript is spliced from 49 exons.